GUAGCUGGUAGCGUGUCGUGUACAAAACGGGCUGUUCGUUCUCUCAGUAUCUCUGUAGCUGUUUGUCUCCGUAUUUGCGCAGAAAUGAAGGCUGUUGUGGUGAUAGUGGCGACUCUAGCGAUGGCCGCGGCUCACAUAUGUAUGGUGUCUCCGCGCCAGCGCGGCACCCUGCAGGGCCUCGACAAGCCAGGUGCAGCAGACUGCAUUCGCUUGUCGCCGGAGCCGUGCGGAGGGCAGAAAUCCGACGGGAAUACCGCCAUUUUCAAACCAGGGGUCAAUGUGUCGAUUAUCUUCCAGAAGAAUCUGAACCACUGGGACCAGUCCACUCCUGGAUCGUUCAAUAUCGCAAUUGGAGACUCCGAGGAAAAGAACUUCAAGACCAUCUUAUCUGUGAAGGACACCAACUCGUCUUCCCUCACUUACUACUAUCCUAACAUUACCAUCCCCAUGGAAGAAACUAAGCACGCAGUCAUGCAGUUGACAUACGUCACAAAGAAUCCCAAAGCUCCUGCGGUCUUUUACCAGUGUGCCGAUUUUGCAAUCACCAGGGAAUAAACUGGUGACACUGCUGCUAUGAAUAUAGGUGUUAACUUGAACCCAUAUAAUAUAGUUAGAAAUGUGUUGAGAUGAACUAUUAAUGCUACACGUUCAACAAUGUUUAUUACGGAAUGCUAUAUACAUGUUUAUGUAGUUUUAUACAUACUAUUACUUCAUCGUGCUUGAAAUUAAAUUGUGUAAUGUGGAAUUAUUGUUGCUGAUUAGCCGUCUGUCAACUUUACUACAAGUUGCCUCAUUCAAAGGGCCUUGAAGCGAUGCUAGGGUAAAGGUUGCAUAAUGGUGAGUGGACCAACGCAUGAGCUUGAGAAAUAUUCAUGCAAUUUUAUAAUUAGUUAUGCAAUAGUAGUCAUAGAUCACAUGCCCAGUAUAUACUCUAUGCAUGGUUAAGCU
Molecule: messenger RNA, 948 nt
Organism: Geodia barretti
Lineage: Eukaryota; Metazoa; Porifera; Demospongiae; Tetractinellida; Geodiidae
Source: the annotation of a GenBank genome assembly